GCAGCGGGCGUCGGAGCGGGCGGGCGGGACCGGCGCGGAUGUGGCGAGGCUGCUGAAGGCAGGUUCCGCGGUAUGGCGGGGACGGCGUUGAAGAGGCUGAUGGCCGAAUAUAAGCAAUUAACCCUGAAUCCUCCAGAAGGAAUUGUGGCAGGCCCCAUGAAUGAAGAGAAUUUUUUUGAAUGGGAGGCAUUGAUCAUGGGCCCUGAAGACACUUGCUUUGAGUUUGGUGUUUUCCCCGCCAUCCUGAGUUUCCCACUUGACUACCCUUUGAGCCCUCCGAAAAUGAGAUUCACCUGUGAGAUGUUCCAUCCCAACAUCUACCCUGACGGAAGAGUGUGCAUCUCCAUCCUGCAUGCCCCAGGGGACGACCCCAUGGGCUAUGAGAGCAGUGCCGAGCGGUGGAGCCCAGUGCAGAGUGUGGAGAAGAUCCUGCUUUCGGUGGUGAGCAUGCUGGCAGAGCCCAAUGAUGAGAGUGGAGCAAACGUAGACGCUUCCAAGAUGUGGCGGGACGACCGUGAGCAGUUCUACAAGAUUGCCAAGCAGAUCGUACAGAAGUCUCUGGGGCUCUGAGGCUACAGCCGUGUGCACACUGAGCAGUCCAGUGCUGUCCUGAAGACCACGUGGCGACAUGCUGCCAUGCCAACACCAACACAGGCAGCUGCAGAGCCUCGGCCCCCAUUGUUUCUUCCUUUCCACCCCAGACAGGCAGCUCCCCUGAGAUCAUGACUGGGAUAAUGACAGCUACUGCACUGCAAAAGACUCCUCCUGCUGCGCCUCAGGGAGGGUCCAGGCUGUCCUCACUACCUCUCCCAGCCAUGGGUCCUCAACUCUGCUCCUUCUGAGGACAUGGGGCCUUGGAAGAAGCAGUGCAGGCCUGUUGUCCCUGCCUCUCAGUUCCCAGGUGUCCCAGGAAGCAUUGCGAGCUUCCUCUGACACUUUGCACUUAGAAGCCUAGGUUGCCUUUGGUAUGGUGACAGAGGCUUGCUGUGUGCAUCACGGAUGUCACCGUAGCCCCUUCCGGGGGAUGCUUUGUAAAUGGGUUCAUGAGGAGAGGGGACAUGGGUCAGCAAGCCUGCUGCUUUUUCUGGUCACAUCCCUGUCUGAGUUACUGGUGCACACUAGAGCCGGCGGGACUGCCAGAGCUUUGGUGUGGGUCUCACCCGGGGCGCACCAGGGUUAGCUCUUGGGUCAAAUUGCUCCUCGCUGUCAGGGUUGGAAGGGAAUCUGCCACUAGGUGCUCAGCAGGGCCCUCUGGGCUGGACGGGCUGGGAAGCUGCUGUGGUACGGGCCGGGUGGAGGGCGGCUGACGGCAGGACAGACCCCACAGCAAUAAUGGAUGUGGAGUGUGAGCGGAUGCUCGGCCUUUUCUGAACAGGCUCCAUUUAAACACGAGUUCUAUUUUUACAUGCAGCUUAUCUGGGGUGUGCAGCAGCUCUCACUGCGCACUGUCUGCUUCUGUCCCGUGCCCACAUGUCAGUGGCCAGCGUGCAUGUCCCAUGGUGUCACGAGUCCCCAGCUAUGGGGCUCCAGGCGGGCACCUGUGGGGGCCUGUGCUUUCCUUCUCCCAGGGGAGUCGGUCUGUUUGAAAGGCAAGAGUCUGGUGUUGGUAGGUGCAGGAGGAGGGGAUUGUACCGAAAUAGUAUUGUAGGCCACUGAGAUGAAGCCCUCUCUGUGAGAAGCGGUCUGUGUGGGGAGAUGCCCAUGCAGAGCGGCCACAGGGCAUGUUGCCAUCCUCAGCCCUUCCUGGCAAGCAAGCGGGGGAGGAAGAGAGGAGAGGCGGUCUCUGUACAAAACAAAGUAUUUUUAUUCAUUUGUAUUUAUUAAAUGAAAAAAAAAAGAAUUCUCUGGUGUCCCUCUUCUGAGGUGGACUUUAAAUGCUGUUAAAUAAAAUUGUGUACCUGUC
This is a messenger RNA of Rattus norvegicus (Norway rat), 1903 nucleotides long. RefSeq names its product ubiquitin-conjugating enzyme E2G 2 (gene Ube2g2). Gene Ontology annotation, molecular function: ubiquitin conjugating enzyme activity; ligase activity. Gene Ontology annotation, biological process: ERAD pathway. The record is from RefSeq and is marked provisional. Lineage: Eukaryota; Metazoa; Chordata; Mammalia; Rodentia; Muridae. The transcript is spliced from 6 exons. The coding region runs from base 73 to 570 and encodes 165 amino acids.